Messenger RNA from Drosophila navojoa, 2484 nucleotides. RefSeq names its product DNA replication-related element factor (gene Dref). Gene Ontology annotation, biological process: regulation of transcription by RNA polymerase II. The record is from RefSeq and is a predicted model, not a curated record. Gene Ontology annotation, cellular component: nucleus. Lineage: Eukaryota; Metazoa; Arthropoda; Insecta; Diptera; Drosophilidae. Gene Ontology annotation, molecular function: DNA binding.
AUUGUAACGUGUCAAACAAUUAAAAAUAAGUGUAAUACAAUUUGUGCGCAUCUGUGAAACAUAAUAUAGACAUUUGCCUUAUCGAUUGACUACUCUGUCGCGUGGCAACUCUGAACUGUACUUUCUGAUACAGAUAAAAAAACUAUUGACUAUUGAACUGACUAUCUAUAAUCGAGAAAUUGCGCGCUUAUUUAUUUGUGGCAUCGGUAAUCAGAUAUCAAUAAACAACCAAAAUAAGCUUAAAAAUGAACGACGGAGUGGCCAGUUCGCCAAUGGUCGUUGAGGCCAAAUACGAAGAUGUCUCGCAGCUCAAUUUUUCCAAGCUGUACUCGCCCAAAAUGAAAAGCGUCUAUUGGCGCUACUUUGGCUUUCCAUCAAACGAUAAUGACGAGGUAAUUACCAAGCAGAACGUUGUAUGCAUUAAAUGCCACAAGGUGUUGACCAAUCAUGGCAAUACCACCAAUUUGCGUGCGCAUUUGCAACAUCGGCACAAAGACUUGUUCAAGGCCCUGUGCCAGGAGAACGACAUCCAAGUGCCGCCGCGAAAAACGCCGCGUAAUCUCAAUCAUCCACCAUUGUCCAAACGUAACGUCUCCUCGCGUCGCGUUAAAUUGGAAUUCAUUAACAAUCGCAAUCAUCAUGAGAACGAUGAGGAUGAGGAUAUGGACGAGGCUGCUGUGGCCGCAGCCGCCAUGCAGGCCGAAGAUGAUAAUGCCUCGCAGACAAUGCUCUAUGAGACAAUGGUGCCUUUGACUUACGACGAUGCCGAUAAUCUGGUAGAAGAGGAGGAUCGCUCCAUAAGCAUCGAGCCGCGCGAUCUGAAGUAUGCCCGUAAACGUAAAAGUACAGCCACGCCCGGAACCAUGCAUUUUACGCGCGCAAACAUUAAGCAUGAAGAGGGAGCGGGGGGCAUGCAGGUUCGCAGCUAUAUUACCAAUUUGGCCGAAGCUAUGGCCGACAUUGUUAUACAUGAUGUGCGCAACGUGGAGACACUAUAUGACCAGGGCAUCAGCGAGUUCAUACGCCUGGCCAUGGGCAAUUUGUCAUCGCUGCCCAUGCCCCAAAAGAUUGACGCUCUGAUCACAGAGCAGCAUGCAUCGAAAUUCGUUGAAAUUGGUGAUUUUACUCGCGACUUCACGGCCGAGAAGCCCUAUUCGCUGGCCUUCGAGCAGUGGAUCAAUGUGGAGCAGCGACGAUUUCUUAGUAUCUAUCAUCACUAUUUGAGCGAUGAGACGCAGUGCGUCCGCAGCAUCAUGUACGCCACCAUAGAGUAUAACGAAUACGUCUCAUUCGAUGAAGUUCUCGCCGACUUCUAUUUGCCAAAUUGUACGCUGGCCAUAGUCAGCUAUGACGACGAGGAGGAUCUGCUGCAGACAUAUCUCAAGGAGAAGAAUAUACCCGUUGUGCUCUGCUAUGUGUCGGUGAUUGACAAAUGUCUGCGCCACGUCUUUGCGCUGGAGGAGGUGGCCACAGCAGUUGAGCAGGUGAGAGACAUCAUACAACGUCAUUCAGCUGAGAUUAGCUCGAAGGUGGCGGAGCUGCCGGCAUACAAUGAACACUUCCCCUGGACUCUGUACGAGUUGCUCAAGUUCUUUGCCGAGUCCAUAUCUUGGUCCGAAGAUAUGGAUCAGCUGGUAAUCACAGCCAAAACCGUUACCGAAGCGCUCAGUGCCCUGGUGAUUGCAUUGGACACAUUGCGCGGCGAAGAUAUGCCGCUGUGCAGCAUGUUGUCGCCGAUCACCUCAAAGAUAUUGAUCAAGAAACUGGGCAUUGCUGAGCAGGAUGAACCCCUAAUGAUGAACAUCAAACGUACGAUUGCCAGUGUGCUGCAAUCGCAGAUUAUUGCCAAUGAUACGCUGACUAGCGCUGCGCUGCUCGAUCCGCGUUUCCAUCGCCUGACCACAAUUGAUAAUCUUGACAGCUGUGUACGCAUGCUAACACAGAAAUACAAUAAGGUGUUUGGCGGCUCGAUGGGCACGGAUAGCCAGAGCGGAGAUUCGACUGAGGUGGCACCUGCAAGUGUGAGCAGUGCUCCAACCGUUACCAUUAAAACGGAGCCAAAUGUCAAGUCGGGUAGCAGCUCGGCAGCCGCAGUUGCCGCCUCGCAUAGCGCAAAGAAAUCAAAAUUGGAACUGCUGUUUGAUAUUACAGAGAUACCCAGUGCUCCGAAGCGAGAUGCCGACAGCACUGUGGAAACGGAUCUCAAGCGCUAUCGCAACGAGGUGAUUGUGCAGCUGGACGAGUCGCCCAUUGAGUGGUGGAACAAGAUGGGUCAUAUAUAUGGUACGCUGCGUGAUUUGGCUACACUCUAUCAGGGUGUACCCGGCGUAGUCAAUCUAAACUUCAAGAAGGUGCUGCGCGAACAGAUUUAUGACUACAAUAAGCGUUUUAUGCUCACUGGCAGCCAGAACCAGAUCGACGCGAUACUGUUUUUGAAUCGUAGCAGCAGCUUAAAGGACACAAUAUAUGUUUAAUAGCUUUUAA